AUGUGUAUUCCCCGCGUCGCGUCCGUCAACCAGCAAGGACCAUCUCGAAGAUUCCUCCCGGGAUUGUAUUGGAUCUGGAAGGUGAUUCCUGCUUCUUUUGGAGGCGAGCCCGGCGAGAGGCGCCUGGCCGGGUUUCACCCGCCUGAUUCUGAGACCAGACGCUCACGGUGGUAUAGCAUAUUGCGCUUGUCCCGUGGCCAGGUCGAACGACCCUCUGCUCAGCCGUUGUUCAGAAGAGCAACGCUAGUCCAGUUCCUGAAAGCAUUCUCGGUGACUAUAAGUAGCCAUCAUGUAGCCCUCGGUCGGUCGGCCAUCUCGGCUUUACUCCGAUUCUUCCAACCGGAGUCUCUGGAAAUCUUCGUGAUAGAUUGCAAUCUCUUGCAAGCAGCGUAUCAAUCGACUGCCAGACCAGUUGUUCAUGAUCGUGCAGGCGAAUUAGAUGGAGUCAAACAGGCGACGAACUCGAACGCGAUAUCUGCGUCUACCCAAACGGUUUCUUCGAGUCCUGUUUGGCCGCCCCCGGCCGGAUCAAAUACGCUUCAUCAGCACUCCAAACGUGAACUCCCCGAGCAGGCAGAGGAAGAAUGUUCGAUCUGCACAGCAGCGCUACGAGGGCCGGCACCGAGCGAAUAUAACCCUAACCCGCCUCCACCAGAAAAGACGAAAAAGGUUUUCGGCGUCAAGCUUGGAAGUUUCGGUCGCUCACGUUCCAGUAAGAAUAUCGAGCAACCUGGAGCUACUGAGUUGGAUACGUGGCCUUGUGCACACGUAUUUCACAAAUGGUGCAAGACCUCUUACCUGAAGAGUAGACCAGAUGCGAGUUGUCCAAUUUGCGGACGUUUACCCAAUGGGGAUGCUCCCCAACCGCCACCCGCCGCUCGAGCUCGUGAAACUCAAGAUGAGAUUCCUGGGAUGUCUGCUGGCGGGUAUGGAUCUUUCCCAUACCCACAUUUCGGCUCUGGAUUCGCGCACCCCUAUGACAGCUCUGGAUUCGAGCAAUCGCAUUCCGGAUCGGGAUCUUAUUAUCCGUCACCACCUUACGGCGGGCAACCUUAUUUGCCAUCAGAAUACGCCUCACAAGCUUAUUCGCCCCCACAUCACGACUCGGGAUCAUACGGGCCAUCACACGGCUCGGGAUCUUACGGGAAUCCUGAGUACCCACACGGGCUGCAAUAUCAUGGUCAAAUCGGACAAGGGUCAUACGUAUACAGUGUGCCAGACUCGCCACCUCGCAUCCAAGACUCAGUCGUAGAUUACCUUUUCGGCCGGCCACCUCAACCCAGUAUGCCGAUGAUGCCACCAAUGCAACCCCAGUUCGGAAUCAUACCGGUCUAUCCUCGACCUGGAGAAACCCUCCACCCGAUCUCUGGGCUCGGCGGACCAUUCCCAUAUCCGCCACCGUCUUGA
Puccinia graminis f. sp. tritici CRL 75-36-700-3 is the source of this 1407-nucleotide messenger RNA. RefSeq lists its product as uncharacterized. The transcript has 4 exons. The coding region runs from base 1 to 1407 and encodes 468 amino acids. NCBI's taxonomy places the organism in Eukaryota, Fungi, Basidiomycota, Pucciniomycetes, Pucciniales, Pucciniaceae. The record is from RefSeq and is a predicted model, not a curated record.